Molecule: messenger RNA, 635 nt
Organism: Dentiscutata heterogama
Lineage: Eukaryota; Fungi; Glomeromycota; Glomeromycetes; Diversisporales; Gigasporaceae
Source: the annotation of a GenBank genome assembly
GAGAAUGUACUAAAGUUGAGGAACUAGAACAAAAGAAUACAGAGCUUGAGGCUAGGCUUGCGGUAGUGAAACAGAGUUCUGUGGUAGUGAAUAGACAACCACAGAAUAAUGAGAAAGUGAUACUAGAGAUGUUACCAGAAGUAUUUACUAAUAAUAAUUCCAUAGUAGACCAGCUCAAGCAACAUGAUGUUACUCCUGACUUAUCACCUGAUACAGAAACUUUAGUAGAUUCGAAAUUAUCACUUAGCAUAGACAAUAAUAUCUCUGCUUUGUCAUCUAUUGAGAAAGUGGUCUCUAAAGAGACUCCAGACAACUUAUCAUGUGACACGAAAAUAAUUACUUGUACCGAUAGCAAGGAUGCCCCAUCUAAUGAAAUAUCUAUUUCCUCAGUAGCAUCGGUUGAACUACAUGAUGAGUCCACUUUAAAUAAUGCAAUUGAGGGCUCUAUGCAGAGAUUAGCUUAUUGGAUUGAUGAGGCUAUAAAAAUGGGUCUAAAAGAAAUCUUAUACUUGUAUCAUUAUUCCUUUGAGUUUGAAGAAAAAGUAAAAAAUAUUAUAGCCGAUGGCAAGACUAAAGAUAAGACAGCAAGAUCGAUGAUAUACAAAGAUAUGUUGCAAAAAAGGGGUUGGGAUUGA